UCGGCUCAGCUGCCGGCCACCUUCAUUAAAAGCGGGUCAAGCAGAGGAGGGAGUUGGCMACGGGGUAAUUAUUGGAAAUUASCCAUUUUGUGUUGUGUCACAGCGUUAAAGUCCGCAGAAAUGUUUAACAGUAUGCUGAGGGACUUUGACGAGGAUCCGUUUUUUUCGGAUCCAUUUGGAGCUCACAGGGAGCACAUGAGGCACAUGAUGCGUAGUUUCUCUGAACCAUUCGGCGCACCCUUGAUGCCCAGCAUAACAGAUGGGAGAAACCACGGACGUGACAUGGCAGGACAUCCCACUUCAUCCCUUGCAUUGAGAAAUGAACACAGGGAUAUGAGUCGGUCAUUGUUGCCCUUUGGCAAUUCGGACACCACAGACGUCAUGCAAAACCCCUUCAGCGUGUUUGACAACAUGAUGGCCAAUGUGAGAAACAGGAUGGAGGACAUGAACAGAAACUUUGAGAACAGGUCCACAGACUCCAACACCCACUCCUUCAGCUCCUCGUCAGUAAUGACGUAUUCAAAAGUUGGAAACGAGCCUCCGAAGGUGUUUAAAGCUGUUUCAUCGACUCUUCGAGCCCCAGGAGGGAUCAAAGAGACGCACCAAGCAGUGAAAGACUCUGAGAGUGGUAUGGAGAAGAUGAAAAUCGGGCAUCACAUUAAGGACAAGGGACACGUCGUUGAGAAGAAAUAUAACAAGAAAACGGGAGAGAAAGAGCUCAACCAGGACUUCCAGAACAUGGAUGAAUCCGAAGCCCAGUCUUUUUAUGACGAGUGGCAGCAGGAGGUGUCCAGAUUUCAGCCGUCACACCGCAUGCCUUCCCUGAGGGAACCUCCUCCCCGUGCUGCCCACCAAGCAGCCCUCCCUGGUCCUGAGCUCCCCCACAGAGAACAAAGGUGCAAAACUGGAGGAAAAGACGAAACUAAAGACUCGGGCAACACAAAGCAUUAAAAUUGGCUGUUUUUCCCGCUUUUAUGUGUUUAUUAAUGUUUUUAAGCAUCUUAUUGUGCUGCCUGUCACACACACAAACACACCACGAUAGAUUUUUUUUAUUAGUAGUAAGAUAGAUAAUGUUGUAUUGCUUAUGUUAGCCAGCUGUGUACAUUUUAUAUCACUAGAGAAAUUAUCUCAAGCACUAUGUACAGUUUGAGUUUAGAUCGGUGUUGUCAAUGUAAAUACAGUGAUUACUAGACAACAGACUAAUAGCAAAUUGAUGUCAUUAAAUCUUAGUGUAAUUCUUUUGAAGCUGUGGACAAAAAGUACUUAACUACAAAAAAAGUCAUGUAUUUUAUGUGAAACCAUAUUUAUGUUACCUAACAGUGCAGUAUAUGUAGGAAUUUAAAAGAAAGAGGCUUAAAUCUUUUUUAUUGAUAUUUUAUUUUGAUCACCAUUACUCAUUCAACAAAUAAAAUAUUUUCUCAUACUGA
Austrofundulus limnaeus is the source of this 1427-nucleotide messenger RNA. It is a transcript of the gene mlf1, whose product is annotated as myeloid leukemia factor 1. The record is from RefSeq and is a predicted model, not a curated record. The transcript has 8 exons. Bases 121 to 951 code for a protein of 276 amino acids. NCBI's taxonomy places the organism in Eukaryota, Metazoa, Chordata, Actinopteri, Cyprinodontiformes, Rivulidae.